This is a messenger RNA of Scomber scombrus (Atlantic mackerel), 5800 nucleotides long. RefSeq names its product nuclear receptor subfamily 1, group H, member 3 (gene nr1h3). Lineage: Eukaryota; Metazoa; Chordata; Actinopteri; Scombriformes; Scombridae. The transcript is spliced from 11 exons. Gene Ontology annotation, molecular function: zinc ion binding; nuclear receptor activity; RNA polymerase II cis-regulatory region sequence-specific DNA binding. The coding region runs from base 396 to 1790 and encodes 464 amino acids. Gene Ontology annotation, biological process: positive regulation of transcription by RNA polymerase II; lipid metabolic process; cell differentiation. The record is from RefSeq and is a predicted model, not a curated record.
ACAUGACGACCCUCCGCUGGCCUGCUGGAGCUAACAUGCUAUCCUCCUCUGCUGUCAACAACCACGAAGAAGUGACGGGAAUAAACCUCAACUAACCUCCUCCAAGUGUAAACCCUCCACCUGUACCCAGGGCAUUGCAGAGAAAGGGACUCGUCUCCUUUUCCUACUUCACUCUCUUCAAGACAUCAAGUCAUUAAACUUCCGCUCAAUAAGUCACAGAGGUUUUGGCAUCAUCCUCGAGGCUCAUCAGUUUAAGCAAGUCCUCCAUCAGCGCCGGGAUAUCGACAGACUGAGGUUGUGGACUCAUGGGCAAGAUGAAUAGGCGAUAAAUAAGACAUCAAACUUCAGAGGUAAGGUACACGUUGAUUUCGUAAUGACAAGCUGCUGUGCAGAAGAUGUCCACGCUGUCUGUGACUGAUAUCCCAGAUGUUGGUCAUGAUGAGAGUAAGGUGUUUGACGGGGCCGCAGAGCUGCAGCUGGACUGCAUGGUUGAGGAGAACGGUGGAAGAACCACAAUGAAGCACGAAAGCCUGCUGUCGCUGACUGACCUCUCCCAGCCGGACGACUUCCCUGUGCCCCCUCAUAAUGGCCCUUCAAUGAACGAGAUGAGCAGCCCUCUGCCGGUGGAGCUAAAUGAUAUCAAACUCGAUCCAGCUGCAGGCGACACAUCUGCCAGCAUAGAUGGUCAGCCGGUAAAGAGAAAGAAGGGUCCUGCUCCGAAGAUGCUGGGUAAUGAAGUGUGCAGUGUAUGUGGUGACAAGGCUUCUGGUUUCCACUACAACGUGCUAAGCUGUGAGGGCUGCAAGGGCUUCUUUCGACGCAGUGUCAUUAAGAGCGCCCAGUACUCCUGCAAGAACAACGGCCGCUGUGAAAUGGACAUGUACAUGCGCCGCAAGUGCCAGCAGUGCCGCCUGCGCAAGUGUCGGGAGGCGGGCAUGCUGGAGCAGUGUGUACUCUCUGAGGAGCAAAUCAGACUGAAGAAGAUGAAGAAGCAGCACGACGACGAAUCGGCCCGGACGUCCACCGUGGUCACCCCCACCCUUCCACAGGAAGCGGCCCCACUGGAUCCUCAACAGCAGGAGAUGAUCGAGAAGCUGGUGGCUAUGCAGAAGCAAUGCAACAAGAGGUCCUUCCUUGACCGACCAAAAGUGACGCCGUGGCCACAGAGUCAGGACUUACAGAACAGAGAAGUGCGUCAGCAGCGUUUCGCCCACUUCACUGAGCUGGCAAUCAUGUCAGUGCAGGAGAUCGUGGAUUUUGCUAAGCAGCUUCCUGGAUUCCUCGAGCUCACAAGAGAGGAUCAGAUUGCUCUGUUGAAGACGUCUACCAUUGAGAUUAUGCUGCUCGAGACCUCUCGGAGAUACAACCCUGCCAUCGAUAGCAUUACAUUUCUGAAGGAUUUCAGCUAUAAUAAGGAGGAUUUUGCGAAAGCAGGGCUUCAGUUUGAGUUUAUUAACCCCAUCUUUGAGUUUUCAAAAGGCAUGAAUGACCUGCAGCUGGACGAGGCAGAAUACGCCUUGCUAAUUGCUAUCAACAUAUUCUCUGCAGAUCGGCCUAAUGUGCAGGAUCAUGAUCUCGUGGAGAGGCUGCAACAACCGUAUGUGGACGCUCUGCGCUCUUACAUCAUGAUAAAGAGACCAAAUGAUCACUUGAUGUUCCCCCGUAUGCUGAUGAAGCUGGUGAGCCUUCGCACACUAAGUAGCGUCCACUCGGAGCAGGUUUUUGCCCUUCGCCUACAGGACAAGAAGCUCCCCCCGCUGCUCUCCGAAAUCUGGGACGUCAACGAGUGACUGCAAACCUGAUGUCACACUCCGUGGCUUCUGAAGCCUGAGACAGACAUGGUAUCCAGCAGGAACACUGACUUCUCUCUGCCCAUCUGGUCAUGGAUUGGUUCUAUGGUUGAGUUGUUUUUUUUUGUGAGAGGAGAGCCUUUAUUGCUCUCAAACAAGACUGCUAAAAUGGUUUUGUGUUCAUAAGGAGAAACAUGAACACCUAGUUUUUCUUUGAGCCUUUUGUUGUUCUUCCUUUUGUGUUGAUGCUGACAUGAUCGUGACAAUAUUAAAUACCAGCAUCAGGCUCUUUAGCCAGUUAUCUCUGAUUUAAUACCUGUUUUGAAAGUCAAUCUCUAGUGCAGUUGUAAACUCAUCCUCUAACAAUUAUAAUCAGAAAGCUCUGAGCAGGUUUUUAGCUGUGGCCAUCUCAAACAUGAGGAUUACAGUUGCACAUUUGGUCGAAAAUAGUGGUUUUUAUUUUGCAGUCGUGCAAUAGGUGGAUUGGAAGCAGAGUCGGGAUCGAGUAGACCCACAUCUGCUGUACACUUUAUUCAUGUUGAGAUAAACGGUAGGCCAUCAGAUUGGUAUUGUGCAUUGUGAUGUGGCAACUAAAAGUUUUUGUUAAUUUUUUGGAGUUAGUGCAGAAAUCAAAAGAUUGGUGUAGUUGCUCAGGUAAAGUAAUGUGAAGUAGACCUCUGGGAAUUAGUGGCAUCUUUAAUUUCUAUUAGAUUACUCGCGUUUUUUUUCCAAGUGCAUAAGGGACCCUUUUGGUCAUUAAUAGAUGCCCAUAAACUUUUAUGUAAAUUGUAUAUUUAUUUUCACAAGAAAAAUGUAUAGAGCGCACACAUGAAAAGUAUCCACGACAUUGUACAAUCACAUACUAACGCACAAGAAGGUAAUAGUCUGCAAAAGCUGAUGAUAGAGUGAGCGGCACAGGGCGCGCAUUUACAGGAAAUGGUGAUGUGACUUAAACUUUUUUUUUUUUACGCAGCACAUUGCUUCUUUGGAAGGGAUGGUCAUGAAAUUCCAUGUAAAGAUGAAAUAUUUUUUAAAAAGAAGAAGAAAUUGAGCUACCAUCUACGCCCUCUUUUCAAAUGAAUAACAACCUAAGUUGACAAAGUUGAAAUUUUUAAAUUAGAUCAGAAAUGAUUGCUCCAGCUAACGUCCUCAUAUUCACGAUUGUGUGAAAUCUACUUAUUUCAUUACAUAGCAGUACAGCUAUUAUCAUAUAGGGGAUUUUGAUUUGUGAUUUUUAUCACUAGCAUUUAGAGGUGUGACACAUGUAUGAACUUUGUACAUAUAGUCGGGGCAGGAUAUACAUUUCACAAUCUUUUAUUUUUUAUAAUAUACUUUAUGAAUGAUACUGAUGAAAAAAAAUGUAUUCCUGAAUAUCCAUUGGAAAACUAACUUGAUCUAUAGGUCUACCAUUGUCUGAGUAUUUUGCUUGGUCAAAUACUCUACACCAACAGCUUUAACUGGUCAGAUUUUGGGAAGCCAAUUUGCCAAAAUUGAUACUAACAGGGAGCAGAGAACAACAGGAAUGAGUAGAAACAUUUAAAAAAAUCGUAGUGAACUUUAUUACUACAGAAAUCCAGAUGUUUAUAUUCAUGCUGUACUUAACGUGCUUUCUCCUGUGCAGCAUGGACUUGAAAUGCUGCAUAAAGGACGAUAAAGGAAUGUCAAUGUAAAAUCAUCAUUGUGCAGUUUAUUCCAUCUUCAUACUCUUUUUGUUUUAGUGGGUUGCAGUUACCUCAGGAGGGCUGAAAACUGAACAAUACAUCACUCCCCGUUGUUGCAGUCUGAUUUUUGAAGUAGCGGUCCCUUUAUUAACCGUAUGCGUAGCUAUUUACAGCUAACACCAUCGAACAACGACCAUAACCAUUGAUGUAAACUGUUGUUUGCCCUGUUUGAAAACAACCUGCUCCAACCAUUUCAGCUUUCUUUUUCACCGCCGGCACAUGGUCUUAUUUCACAGCACCACUCGAUAUCAAACAUUAUACAUCAGUGUGAUACUUUUAUAUAAUUUUAAACUACAGUUCCUAAUGGUUUUUAAUUUAAUAAUAAUAAAAACAGAACUUAACAGCUGAAAUGAUAGAUUGAUUCUUCACAUGAGCACUGACAUACUGUACAAGUACCCACGUCUCACAGUAACACAGGCACAGCUGGUGUCCUUCUCAAUUAUAUUAACAGGCGGGCCUGGUUUUGAUUUGAUAUAAGAUAAUUCUGUCCAAAAGCGCUCAGUGAUUGGAUGUAAUGUGUUUCAGGAAUAUGAAUGUUAGACUUGGGAGUCUCUUUUUUUUCUUACUUUUCCACUAACCUGAUGUGUUACUUUUUGUUUUUGUUUUUCUGUUUAACUUAAUCAGCUGUUAUGAUCUUCCAAAUGGUCAAAACAUAUUUUUGCAUAACAGACGUUUUGACGCGUCAUAGUAGGAAAAGCACAGGUGUUACUAAUGUCAUUAAUGAUGGCUCUGCUCUGUUCAGGUGCCACAGUGAGUCAGCAUUUAUAACAGCAGGACUCCUAAAACAGAAGCAGCUAAAUGGAGUACAACCAUCAUUAUUAAUUGUUUAUGUACAGCUGUGUUUUUCCUACUGUGACAUGUCUAAAUAUCUGUCUGUGAGAAACAUCUGUUGUUUUAUACCUCUGUCCAUCGCACAGGGCAGGAGGAGUGUGUGUGUGUGUGUGUGUGUCUCUGAAACCCAGACUUAACAUAAGAUCAAGGGAAUACAGCAGUGCUUACUAACACAACUCUAUUGAUGGUAAAAGCAUUCAUUGGUGAGUUGACCGCUGAGGUUGUGUUUGCCAAUUUAAUCAAUGAUGAUAUGUAAAUUUUAUUUUCAUGUUUUUGUGGUGUUUGAUUAAACGGUCAAUUUCUUUUUCUAAAUCAAGCAGUGGACCAUAAUUCACAUCUUCUGGUUGGCUCUGAUUUGAAUGUAUUUACUUCAUCCAAAUGUGCAAAAUGCAUUGAGCUCCACCUAUUGAUGGUAGGUUUUCCCUCCACACUCUGUACUUUGUCAGUCAUCACAGCAACAAUUACCAAAGUGUUUUUUCCACCUCUAAAAAAAAAAAAAAACCUGACAAAGUCCUCAAACAGAUAUUUUAUUCUGGACUAUUUUUGAGUAAUACAUAAGCUGCAGUUGCGCUCUUUUUUUAGCUGUAUUAUUUUUAAAUUUGCUUGAUUAUAACAUCAAACUUAAUACGUGUAACACUCAAAAGUAUAACAGAUCUUCCUGAUGCACUUACAGUUGCCACAAGCAGGAACAAGUACAGACAGACAGAAGUCAACAGAGGAAAAAACAUUUUCUGACCACAUAUUGAAGCCUUUUACCUUCCCUUUCAAAAUCGAUUCACUUUUUUUAAUGAUGCUCUAAAAAUGGAAACAUAAUUUUGAUAUUGAUUUCUCUUACGCCGCUCCAACCUCGUGGUAAUGUCUUUAAUGGUGUUAUUUUUUUCAUGACCAAUGUACCAACGUAAUAAUAAUAAGCAUAUUAGUACAAGAGUGCAGAAGACUGGUGAUUUUAUGUUGGAUGCAUCUGAAACAAAUCACUCUUUUUUUCGGUCCCCUUGCAAUGAAAUUAAAAGGUUGCUUUUGCUUUUCUGCUUGCUGAGGUGUCACUAACCAUAGCUGUACAUUCAAACGUAACUUAUUGUAAUAUUUGGAUGAGUUUAUCCAACAUGCCCCAACCCAAUCACAGGUCAAUCUACAGAAGGAAUUUGAUGGAACUUGUUUGUUUUUUUUGUUGUUUUUUUUAAAUUUUUUACAUGUACUCAAAUCACACAAACAGGUACACAGUAAAAAAAGCACCAGUUUGCUUAAUGUACAUGUUUGUUAUAAUGUUGUAGGUAUCAAGGUUAAUUGUGCUGUACAUAAAUUGUCAUCUAUGAUCUCAUUUGAUUCCUCUGUCGUCAAAAGGUUGACACUGUAAAUCAUUAUUGAUACAUAGAAAUGCAAAAACCUAUUUUAAUACUUGUAACUGCUGAAGACCUUCUGUUUUGUAUGUACAGUAAAUUAAAAGCUGUCAUGCUAAUA